Molecule: messenger RNA, 504 nt
Organism: Opisthocomus hoazin
Lineage: Eukaryota; Metazoa; Chordata; Aves; Opisthocomiformes; Opisthocomidae
Source: RefSeq, a predicted model, not a curated record
AUGUGGACUGAUGUGUGCAACCUCAGCAGCGCUGGCAGGCACGUGGGGCUGCUGAGCACACCUCGCUGUGGCCGGCUGGCCGCUCCUGGGCUCCCUGGCAGCGGGGACAACGUCUGCCCGAGCCGUGGCUGCCUCUGCGUUGGGCAGCAUCAUGUCCACUACGUCAUUCCGUAUGACGGGGAUCAGUCGGUGGUGGACUCCUCGGAGAAUUACUUUGUGACUGACAAUGUAACCAAGCAAGAGAUCGACCUGAUGCUGGGACUUUUGCUGGGCUUUUGUAUAAGCUGGUUUCUGGUGUGGAUGGACGGGGUUCUCCAUUACGCAGUGCGAGCCUGGAGAACCAGCCGACGGUAUGACAAUUCCUGGUCUUGGAUUCCAAAGUUUUGUAACUUUAAGGAGUUCAGAAAACGUCACCACAGGCAGUACGAGGAGGCGACUGGGAACAUGGUGCACAUCAAACAGAAGCUGUACCAUAACGGGCACCCUAGCCCGCGGCACCUCUGA